This is a messenger RNA of Momordica charantia (bitter melon), 1368 nucleotides long. It is a transcript of the gene SEP1, whose product is annotated as K-box region and MADS-box transcription factor family protein. The record is from RefSeq and is a predicted model, not a curated record. Gene Ontology annotation, cellular component: nucleus. Lineage: Eukaryota; Viridiplantae; Streptophyta; Magnoliopsida; Cucurbitales; Cucurbitaceae. Gene Ontology annotation, biological process: positive regulation of transcription by RNA polymerase II. Gene Ontology annotation, molecular function: protein dimerization activity; RNA polymerase II transcription regulatory region sequence-specific DNA binding; DNA-binding transcription factor activity.
UUCCUCUCUCUCUACUACUAGGGUUUUAUUUUUUUUUGGUGUUGUUUUUUCACAAAUUUAGGUAGAGUUGGGAGUACCAAGUGAGGAAAGGAGGAUCAGGGAGUACCUGAAGAAGAGAUCAAGAGAGGAGGGAAAUUAAAAAAGAGGGCAUUUUUGGGUAAGAAUUAAAUUAAGAUUAAGAGGGAAGAGGGGUAAAAAUUGGAACUUUUUAAAGGAAAAAAUAUGGGAAGAGGAAGAGUGGAGCUGAAGAGGAUAGAGAACAAGAUAAACAGGCAGGUGACAUUUGCAAAGAGAAGAAAUGGGCUUCUCAAGAAGGCUUAUGAACUCUCUGUUCUUUGUGAUGCUGAAGUUGCUCUCAUCAUCUUCUCCAACCGUGGCAAGCUCUAUGAGUUUUGUAGCACUUCCAACAUGCUCAAAACGCUCGAACGCUACCAAAAAUGUAGUUAUGGAGCGGUGGAGGUCACGAAACCGGCCAAAGAACUCGAGAGCAGCUAUAGAGAAUACUUGAAGCUGAAGUCGCGGUUUGAGUCUCUACAACGAACUCAGAGAAACCUUCUUGGUGAGGAUUUGGGUCCAUUGAACUCAAAGGAGCUUGAGCAGCUAGAGCGUCAGCUAGAGUCUUCUUUGAAGCAAGUUAGGUCCACUAAGACUCAGUACAUGCUGGACCAGCUGUCUGAUCUUCAGAACAAGGAACAAAUGCUGAUUGAAACCAACCGAGCUCUGACAUUAAAGCUGGAAGAAAUAAGUUCAAGAAACAACAUAAGGCUAACAUGGGAUGGUGGAGAUCAAAGCAUGUCAUAUGGUCCACAGAAUGCCCAAACUCAAGGCUUCUUCCAGCCUCUAGAUUGCAAUCCCACUUUGCAAAUUGGGUACACUGCUGCUGUAUCAGACCAGAUGACAGCCUCCACUGCCCCAACUCAUGCCCAACAAGUCAAUGGCUUCCUCCCUGGUUGGAUGCUUUGAAAACCAAAACCAUUUCUCUCUCUCUAUUUUGUACUUUUGCCUUUUUUUUUUACCUUUUUUUUUUCCAUGCACUUUGCUACCAACCCUUUGCAAAAUUGUUAAUAAGCAUUGUAUUUUACCUUAUUUUAGACCUUUAUAAAAAAAGCCCAGAAAAAAAAAGAAGAAAAAAGGUGGUCCUGUGGAGGGCAAUGGAAGAUGGGGGAAGAAAUGGAAAAAAUGGAGGAAAAAAACAAAGGUUGCCCACAGACAAAUUUGAAGGACUUGUUGUAUCAAGAACAUAUGAUAUUUACUUGUAUUAUCUUUUGGAAUUUUAAGAUGCUUUGGGUUUUGAAUUGCUUCUCCUUUUGUAUUGUGGUUGCGGUUUGUGUAUUUUUGGAAUUAGGGAUGGAAUUACUUUAUUGAGAA